GCCUUGAAUGCAAGGAUCAAGAAUCUAAUCGAUAUCGGAUGCAGGUCUGCAUUCUGUCAAGCUUAUCUCGGGAUGUAUAGCCUAUACUUGAGCUUUUAAAAGACUGUGCAUCCUCGCAUCCGCUCUCCUCACUAAUGUCUUUACGUCAUAUGGCAGAUUCUGUGCGUCCGCGAGGCAUCUACGUCAUCCACUGUGUUGGUUCCCCCAGUAGCAUCAGUUUUCCAUCAUCAUAUCUCUCAGAAGCGCCGCCUCUCCUCGCAGUGGCCGCAAAUUUGACUCCUCGCUCAUGCCCUAAACGUGUUGCAUACAUGCGAAGGCAGGUGAGGUGUCUGGCGCGCGAUCCGCAGCGGUGAGAGAGACAGCAGCAGCGCGCGCGUAUCCCCGCGGACAACGCUUAAUAUGACCGAACUGGUGGUGCGGACCCUUCCGUCUCCUUCAGGUGUGCAGGGUCCCGGCCCGGACACUUAUAAAGGAUGGCUCUUUAAAUGGACCAACUACCUGAAGGGCUACCAGCGCCGGUGGUUCGUCCUGAGUAACGGCCUCCUGUCUUAUUACAGGUACGUGCACUGCGUUUCAGUUGAUGCGCACGAGGAGCGCUCGAGACUCUCGGCGCGCGUGACUUUGCUGUGUCACCCCUUUCACCGGCCACGGACUCAAGCAGAAAUGGCACACACCUGUCGAGGCACGAUUACCUUGGCGACGGUGCACAUAGAGAUUGGCGACACCUAUCACUUCGUGUUGACAAGUGGGGGGCGGAGCUACCACCUGAAGGCCUAUACAGAGGGGGAGUGUCAGCGCUGGGUUUCUGCUCUGCAACAGGCCAAAGCAAACGCCACUCAAAUGAUGCCCCAUUCAGAUGACUCUGGUGAUGAGGGCCCACUAGCCCAGCCGGAUCGUGCUCUGAUCCAGGGGGCGCUCAAGACUCUGGCCAGCAAGCUUGAAGACCUCAGCACCUGCAAUGAGCUCAUAGGGAAGCACGGUGCCGCCCUCCAGCGCUCCCUCAGUGAACUAGAGGACCUGCGAACCCCCACCGACGGCGCCGAUAAACUGAAGACUGUGAACGAGCGAGCCACUCUCUUCCGCAUCACUUCCAAUGCUAUGAUCAAUGCCUGCCAGGACUUUGUGGAUCUAGCGGAGACUCACAGCCGGCGGUGGCAGCGUGUGCUGCAGUAUGAAAGGGAACAGCGCCACCACCUGGAGGAGACCAUCGAGCAGCUAGCCAAACAGCACAACAAUCUGGAGAGAGCCUGGAGGGAAGCGCCCAGUACACACAAUAAAGUGGCGGAACGAACACCGGAGGGGGAAUCCAGUGAAGAGAAUGAAGACAUAGAGUUCUUUGAUGCCAUGGAAGAUUCUCCAGCCUUCAUCACAGUGCCUGCAGAAGAUCACUCACAGCACAGACACUUGAGCAGUAACCAGAGCGUGACAAGUGGAAGUUUAUCCAGUAAUUGGAGCCAGGGCGACAAUGACAGUUCUGGUAGCUACUUGCGCAGGGGCAGACGCUGUCGCAUCCCAGAUAAGCCCAACUACUCCCUGAACCUGUGGAGCAUCAUGAAGAACUGCAUUGGCAAGGAGCUCUCCAAGAUCCCCAUGCCUGUGAACUUCAACGAGCCGCUGUCGAUGCUGCAGCGUUUGACGGAGGAUCUUGAAUACAGCGAGCUCCUGGACCGGGCGGCACGCUGCGACUCCUCUCUGGAGCAGAUGUGUCUGGUUUCCGCCUUCUCCGUCUCGUCCUAUUCAACCACCAUCCACCGCACUGGGAAACCCUUCAACCCUCUGCUGGGAGAGACCUAUGAGCUGGACCGCGUGGAGGAGUACGGAUACCGCUCCAUUUGUGAACAGAUAAAUCAUCACCCACCGGCGGCUGCCCAUCAUGUGAUAUCGCAGCGAGGCUGGACCCUGUGGCAGGAGAUCACCAUCGACAGCAAAUUUCGUGGCAAAUACAUCUCCAUCAUGCCACUAGGCAACAUUCACCUUAAGUUCCAUGCCAGUGGGAAUCACUAUGUGUGGAGCAAGGUGACCUCCACUGUGCACAACAUCAUCGUGGGCAAACUAUGGAUUGACCAAUCUGGGGACAUUAUAAUAGUGAACCACAGGAGCAAGGACACGUGCCACCUCAAAUUCUCCCCUUACAGCUAUUUUUCCAGGGAUGUUCCCCGCAAGGUAACAGGCGUUGUGACGGACGGGGAAGGAAGCGCACACUACAUUCUCUCUGGAACGUGGGAUGAUAAAAUGGAAAGUGCAAAGAUCAUAGAGAGCAGCCACGGCUGUGGAGGAUCUGAGGGAAAGCAGAAAACUGUCUAUCAGACUCGACCACCACAACUACUGUGGAAAAAAUACUCUCUCCCCGAGAAUGCCGAGAACAUGCAUUUCUUCUCUUCUCUGGCCUUGACUCUGAACGAGCCUGAGGAUGGUGUGGCUCCUACUGACAGCCGUCUACGGCCCGACCAGCGGCUGAUGGAGGCGGGUUUGUGGGACGAAGCUAACGCUGAGAAACAGCGUCUGGAGGAGCGUCAGCGACUGGAGAGGAGGAAGAGAGAGGCGCAGGCCAACCUCGCACUAGAAGAAGGCAAGACAGAACCACAAACACUCAUACCGUUUCAAUAUACAGUACAUACAGUGCAGUAAAGCUGUAGGCUAGUAUUCUUUUAUCUCAAUAAAGAUGUUUUGUCCUGGAUUUGACAGGUAAAGAAGCGGAGAGGUACCAGCCAAUGUGGUUUGAGAAAAGGACUGACACAGAGACAGGUGAGAGCAGCUUCGUGUACAGAGGAGGCUACUGGGAAGCCAAAGACAGACAAGACUGGAAUCAGUGCUCUGACAUCUUUUGAGGCCUCUCUUCCACCAGGACCAGCUUGUCUUUCCGAAUCAUCUUUCCCAUUCCAAGGAGUUUCAAAGAUGUGGAAUAUACUGAUUCUGUUCAGUCUCUACUAAGGCACCCACAUGUAUAUAAAUAUAUAUCUUAAUUUGGAGUGUAUUCAUGGGGGCAUUGGGACACCUGUAUCGUAGCAGGGAAAAUUCACAUUGCAAGGGG
Molecule: messenger RNA, 3031 nt
Organism: Rhinichthys klamathensis goyatoka
Lineage: Eukaryota; Metazoa; Chordata; Actinopteri; Cypriniformes; Leuciscidae
Product: oxysterol-binding protein 2-like
Exons: 13
Coding region: 400-2628 (742 amino acids)
Cellular component (GO): cytosol; intracellular membrane-bounded organelle; membrane
Molecular function (GO): cholesterol binding
Source: RefSeq, a predicted model, not a curated record